Messenger RNA from Lepisosteus oculatus (spotted gar), 3391 nucleotides. It is a transcript of the gene marchf7, whose product is annotated as membrane-associated ring finger (C3HC4) 7. Gene Ontology annotation, molecular function: zinc ion binding. The record is from RefSeq and is a predicted model, not a curated record. NCBI's taxonomy places the organism in Eukaryota, Metazoa, Chordata, Actinopteri, Semionotiformes, Lepisosteidae.
ACCUCUCCUAUACGUGUUGGGCAAGGAAAUACAGAUCCAGCAAUAGAAACAAGUACCGUCCGAAACCGCGGAGUCCCAUUGGUUACAGGAUCGGUCAAUCAGCACGGAAGGCCAAUCCGGGUAUCCAGUUACAGUUCAUAAGUCACGUGAUCCAUUUUAUAUCAACACCGACGCCAUUAUCAAUGGUAAGAAAAGUGAAACAGGGAGGGAGAGUGAGAGGUAAUUGAACAUGGAUUCCAAGCCAAGAAGGCUGCCUUUCAUGCAGAGCAGCCCAGGGCCGUCGUCAUCUCUGUCCUCUUCUUCGUCUUUAUCCUCUGCCUCCUCACCCCUCGGCUCCAGCAGGCUCUACUCUAACCGAGGGAGUGUGCUGAGCACUGAGCGAUACACCAGGGGGACCUCUGUCAAGGUGGAGUCAGAAUAUCAGGGAUCCAGGUAUCAUAGUACACCUAGAGACUACAGUCUUCCAGAAAGUCGCCAUUCCAGCUGGAAACUUUGUUCUCCUUCUUUGACACCACCUUCUGUGUCAUGUGAUCGGUCGUGGUCUGUAGAAACUCGAAGUAAACUGUUAACUUAUCAGGGAGAAUCGGAACGGAGACAAGGAACGUACUGUGGGCUUCUCAAUGCGUCACAAGAUGGUGAUUCUAAAAGGCCAAAGCUGUCCUAUUCAAACAGAGCAACAUAUUCGAGAAGUGUUUCAUCAUCUGGAGCGAACAGCACUGGUAUUGGCAGUAUUUCAGAUUCAUCAUGGAAGUACAGCCCAGUUUCCAGGUUGUCUUCGUCGUCCACAGAUUCCACACGUCCUCGGAGGGAGCUGGAUAAAAGAGCUGAGCCAAGUCUCUCCAAUCUUGGAGAGCACAGCCGUAGGGGUGGUGUAUUGUCCUCCUCAGCAUAUCUUCCAGACAGUGCGACGUCCUCUUAUGCACAAGGGGCAAGGCCCAAGGAAUCCUCAUUUUCAUCCACCAGAAUGAGUAGUUCUGUGAAUCACUAUAUGCCAUCUGAGUACCAGCCAUCUUUAUUGUCCAGAGAUUCAUAUAGAAAUACCUCCAGGUCUGCUACGUCUACUACCUUAAGGGCUCAAGAAUCCUCUCAAGCAUCAGGGGGACUAGAUUCCAGGAAUAUGUCUUCGAGAUCUCCCAAUUGGUGGUAUAACCCACCAGCAGAAAGGGUCACCUCUUCCUCGCCAAGGAGGUCGAACGAAACAAGCGAUUCAGAAGGCAGGCGGACAACCAGACAGUUACUGUCGCGUCUAGCUUUCAGCAUGUCCUCAACACUUUUCUCCCGAAGAUCAAGUCAAGACUCCUCAGGUUCAAGUUCUAGGUCUUUUGAGUCAUCCUCGGAAGAUCCUUUUGAUGUUCCAAGGGAUGAAAAUUCUUCACAAAGCAGCGAUAGCCGGAACAGUAGCCCCGACGUUUCAGAAAGAAGAGAUUCAGAUUCUUCCAAUGGCUUCACAUUUCUCAGACGCAGAAGGCAAAGUUUAUCUCCUAUAUUAGAAACACGGAAUUCCCAGGCGGAUCCAGAGUCCUCAAGAUCAGCUGCCACUGAAAGCAGAAGCUCUGGUUCCUGGUUGUCCUCUUCCUUUAGAAACCGAUGUACCCCGCUGUUCUCCAGGAGAAGAAGAGAAGGCAGAGACGAGACUGCACGAAUGGCUUCUACCUCUGAAGAACCAUAUGGAAACUCUCAAUAUUCUUGGACUAGAAAGGAGUCCCCAGAACCCAAAGCCUCUGCUGAAGAGCCAGAGGAAGAAUCUCAAGGAGCUGGAGCAACUGCUUCAUCAGUUGCUGCUGCUGCUGCUGCUGCUGCAUCCAGUGCUUCUGUACAAGGUACUUCCCAGGAUGAACGAAACCCACGAAUUUCCGAGAUUGUUCCUAACUCUUUGUUUCGUCUUGCCAUGCCAUCUACACUGGAAAGCUCCUUGUCUGAUAAUGUUAUGAUUACUGUUGACAUCAUGGCAGCUGGAAGACCUCAGCCUGAUGGACAGGAAAAUGACAAGGCUGCUCCUUCAAGAGACCCAGAGAAGCUCAAGAAAAUCCAAGAGAGCCUCCUUUUAGAAGAAUCGGAUGAUGAGGGAGAUUUGUGCCGUAUUUGCCAAAUGGGGGCUGACUCCUCAUCGAACCCUUUGAUUGAGCCUUGCAAGUGCACUGGCAGUUUACAAUACGUCCACCAGGAGUGCAUGAAAAAGUGGCUGCGCUCUAAAAUCAGUUCAGGUUCAAGCUUAGAAGCUAUUACUACAUGUGAGCUUUGUAAGGAGAAACUGCAUCUUAACAUUGAAAACUUUGACAUCAAUGAGUUAUACAGAACCCAUGCAAGUGAAAGGGCUGAGUACGAGUUCAUCAGUUGUGGUCUUUACCUUGUUGUCCUGCUGCAUUUGUGUGAGCAACGAUUUUCUGAUGUGUUGGGUGCUGCAAAUGAUGCUGGGUUUUUCAACCUAGCAAGGACCCUUCAUGAGCACAUGGAUGAUCUUGAAAGCUCUUAUGAAGAAUCUGAAGAGGAAGCUGAAACUGUCAGCAGACCAUCCUUUGAUUUUGAAGAUGAUGAUGAGGAACAGUACUGAAUAAAAUGGUACUCAGGACGACGUGUAAUGUCCCGUUGUGUUAUAAAUCCUUUUCUGGAAACCAUGCCUUUUUCAGUGUUUAGUUUCAUGGGCCAAAAAGCCCAAUUUAGAUUUGAUUCUUUGUAAAAUACAGAGACGUUUUGCCUUAAAGGGUGGUUAAUAGGUAUGUGUAGGUAGUGUGAGGAAUGUUAUAGUGGUUGUGGGUUUUUCUUUACCAAAAUUUAAACUUUUCUUUUUUUUGUCUGUAUCAUGAUAAAUUUGAGUGACUUUAUUUUCAUGCCUUGUUCAUUUCAUUCAUUUAUAAUGGUAAUCCACAACAAGUUACUGUAUACCAUGAGUGCUUUAAAUACUUAAAUGUAAAGUUAAAACUUCCUGUUUGGGAAGAAGACUCUGGUGUGUUAUGUCUUACAGAUGCAAGCAACUGUCAUUGGUUUUUGUAGAGGAAUGCCUUGUUUUGAAUUCACUUGUGGUUUGAAAGUGUCUAAAAUUUUUCAAACUCUGCGAUGUGUUUUUCCUCCCAGACCUUUUAUACUCUAAUGCGUCUGUUUUCAGGUAGGCCCUUCUUGUCAUGAAGGGUGGAACAGGGCAGGAGGCCAAAGGUAAUGACAUUGCAAGAACCAGGAAAGAUUAUUGGAAAGAGUUUUGGGACAUUUUUGUUUUUUUCACUAUUCACUUUUAGACAUUUUUUCGUUAUAAAUUAAGAUAAUUUACAUAAUUCAGCUUUAUACUGCAAUUCUAGAUUUACUUUAUGUUUAAUAGUUUAUCAGUAUGUAUUUGCCUUGACUUACAUUUUGAUGAAAUUGUUGUUUUAAGAUUAAUAAAGUUAGAUGUUCCUUCAUA